AUGCGAGGUUGUCAUAGAACUCCAACAUUUAUCCAUAGCUCUACAUCAUUUGGUAAUGGAGAACAACAAGAUUUGGUAACUGGCAAUAUGAUUAGCGGUGCAGCUCAACAGCACAAAAAGCGAAUGAUUCCUUUGAAGCGUACUGAAGCUAUGGAUACCGCUGAAAGAAAUAAUGGCAAAUUACUUGAUGAUGUAUGGAAGACUGGAGGUGAUUGUUAUCAAAUUAUUCCAUCAACAAAUCCAGAUAAAUUAAAACCUUCAUUUUUAAAAUUAAAUAUUGGUGGUCAAAAAUAUUUAAUAUUAAGUGAUUCAAUAUUAAGAAAUGAUGCAUCCGGGUUUUUAUCAAAAUUUUUACAGUUAAAUCAUGAUUCAAGAUGUAAGGUAGCUGAUGCAUAUCUAGAAGAUGAAGAAAGUUAUUUUUUUCAAAGAUCCCCACUAAUAUUUGAUUGUGUCUUCCAAUUUUAUGCAUCUGGUGUUAUUCAUAGACCACCUGAAAUUUGUGCAGCCUCCUUUUUAUCAGAGUUAGAUUUUUGGAGAAUACCUACUAGUUAUGUAGGAUCAUGUUGUUCGGAUAUAAUACCAAAAGAAAAGGUUGAAGAAAAAGAAGAAGAAAAAAUUGAUGAUAAUACUUUUGAUAAAUUACGUUUUGGUAAACUUAGACGAAGAAUGUGGACAUUUUUGUCAAGACCUGGAAGUUCAGGUCAGGCAAAAUUUUUUGAACUAACAUCUACUUUAUUUGUUGCAAUUUCUGUGUUAGGCCUUAGCUUUGGAACUAUUCCCGAAUUUCAAGUUACACAAUAUAUGCCACCACAUAAUGAAACAAUUGUUUUACCUAAUGGAACUGUUACUGUUAUAGAAAAAGUAGAAGAAAUGCGUGUAGAACAUCCUGCAUUUGUUUUUACAGAAAGAAUAUGUAUAGCAUUUUUUACUGUAGAGUAUUGUCUUCGCCUAUUUGCAGCCCCUAGAAAAUGGCAUUUUAUAUUAAAACCAUUAAAUUUAGUUGAUUUAAUGGCAAUAGUACCAUUUUAUUUAGAACUCCUUCUUACUUUAUGUGGUGUUGAUGAUAAAAAAUUAAGAGAUUUAAGAUGGGCAUUUUUGGUUGUACGUAUAUUAAGAGUACUAAGAGUAAUUAGAAUUAUUAAAUUAGGAAGAUUUAGUAGUGGAUUACAAACAUUUGGUAUGACAUUACAACGUUCACAAAAACAAUUACAAAUGAUGACUAUUGUAUUAUUAACUGGUGUAGUAUUUUUUUCAACAAUGAUAUAUUUCUUAGAAAAAGAUGAAGAAGGUACACCAUUUACAUCAAUUCCUGCAGCAUAUUGGUGGUGUAUUGUAACAAUGACAACAGUAGGAUAUGGUGAUAGUGUUCCUUCAACAGCUAUGGGAAAAAUUAUAGCAUCAGCUGCAAUAAUGUCAGGAGUUUUAGUCCUUGCGUUACCUAUUACUAUUAUUGUUGACAAUUUUAUAAAAGUUGCUCAGGAUGAACAACAGGCAGAACAAUUGAAAGAAGAACAAAGUAGACAAGAAGAAUUAAUAAAACAAAUGAUAUCAAAAACUAAUGCUAAUAGUAAUUUCUAG
Messenger RNA from Strongyloides ratti, 1578 nucleotides. Its product is annotated as Potassium channel family and Potassium channel tetramerisation-type BTB domain and Potassium channel, voltage dependent, Kv family and Potassium channel, voltage dependent, Kv9 family and Ion transport domain and BTB/POZ fold domain and Voltage-dependent channel, four helix bundle domain-containing protein. NCBI's taxonomy places the organism in Eukaryota, Metazoa, Nematoda, Chromadorea, Rhabditida, Strongyloididae. Gene Ontology annotation, biological process: protein homooligomerization; potassium ion transmembrane transport. The record is from RefSeq and is a predicted model, not a curated record. The transcript has 3 exons. Bases 1 to 1578 code for a protein of 525 amino acids. Gene Ontology annotation, molecular function: delayed rectifier potassium channel activity. Gene Ontology annotation, cellular component: membrane; voltage-gated potassium channel complex.